Molecule: messenger RNA, 794 nt
Organism: Acipenser ruthenus (sterlet)
Lineage: Eukaryota; Metazoa; Chordata; Actinopteri; Acipenseriformes; Acipenseridae
Product: zinc finger matrin-type protein 2
Exons: 6
Coding region: 95-691 (198 amino acids)
Biological process (GO): mRNA splicing, via spliceosome
Cellular component (GO): spliceosomal complex; U4/U6 x U5 tri-snRNP complex
Molecular function (GO): nucleic acid binding; zinc ion binding
Source: RefSeq, a predicted model, not a curated record
GAUAUCCAAUGCUGCUCCUGGUUUAACUCAAGAUACCGAUGCUUCGUGUCGUUACUUCCGGUAGUUUUGCGACAGCAGUCUGAUUGCUUUCAAGAUGGCGUCCGGCAGUGGGGCAAAAAAUGACUUCCGAAGGAAGUGGGACAAAGAGGAGUAUGAAGAGUUAGCUCAGAAGCGCUUGACAGAAGAAAGAGAAAAGAAAGAUGGCAAACCUUUCCCUCCCGUUAAGCGGGAGCUUUUACGGCACAGGGACUACAAGGUGGACCUGGAGUCGAAGCUGGGGAAGACCAUUGUUAUCACCAAAACUACCCCCCAGGCUGAGAUGGGAGGAUAUUACUGCAAUGUCUGUGAUUGUGUGGUUAAGGAUUCUAUUAACUUUUUGGAUCAUAUCAAUGGCAAAAAACAUCAGAGAAACUUGGGCAUGUCAAUGAGGGUGGAACGAUCGUCUCUGGAUCAGGUGAAGAAAAGAUUUGAGGCAAACAAGAAGAAGAUUGAGGAAAAACAAAAAGAGUAUGACUUUGAAGAACGAAUGAAGGAACUCCGGGAGGAGGAGGAGAAAGCAAAGGCAUACAAGAAGGAAAAGCAGAAAGAGAAAAAGCGCAAGGCUGAUGAAGAUCUCAAUUUUGAGGAAGACGAUGAAAUGGCCGCAGUUAUGGGAUUCUCAGGAUUUGGCUCCUCAAAAAAAGGCCACUGAUUUGACCUCUACCCCCCACUCCCUGCUUCUUUUUUCUUUCUUUUUUAUAGCCUUGAUGCACAUCCCCUUCUGAACCAUAAAUAAACCUUACUUUUUUAAUAUA